GUCCGGUGGUUUAUGUUCUGGACUUGGCAGACCGGCUCAUCUCGAAGGCCGGUCCGUUCGCUGCAGCAGGGAUCAUGGUGGGGUCUAUUUACUGGACGGCUGUGACCUACGGAGCCGUCACCGUGAUGCAGGUGGUGGGCCAUAAGGAGGGUCUGGAYGUGAUGGAGCGGGCCGACCCCCUGUUCCUGCUCAUCGGGCUGCCCACCAUCCCCGUCAUGCUGAUCCUGGGGAAGAUGAUCCGCUGGGAGGACUACGUGCUGCGUCUGUGGAGGAAGUACUCCAACAAGCUGCAGAUCCUCAACAGCAUCUUCCCAGGGAUUGGCUGCCCAGUUCCCAGGAUCCCCGCGGAGGCCAGCCCCCUGGCAGACCACGUGUCGGCCACACGCAUCCUGUGUGGAGCUCUGGUGUUUCCCACCAUCGCCACCAUCGUAGGGAAGCUGAUGUUCAGCAGCGUCAACUCCAACCUGCAGAGGACCAUCCUGGGGGGCAUCGCCUUCGUGGCGAUCAAAGGAGCGUUUAAGGUUUACUUCAAACAGCAGCAGUACCUGAGGCAGGCCCACCGCAAGAUCCUCAACUUCCCUGAGCAGGAGGAGGCCUGAGGGGCGGGGCCGAGCCUGAGGGGGGCGGGGCUUCUGUUACCGUAUCACCCGCCCCACAUCAUGACUGCAGACACACACAGCACCCCCCACAGCCGCCAGUUGUUUCUGAAAGUGGAGGUUUGUGCGGCGCUGGAUACUUCCUGGAGCAUGCUGGCAGUUAGACACGUCCGCUGCCCUGAGAGGCUCCAAUCAUACAAACAUCAUCUGGCUCCAUUUUAAAUUAAAACACAGACGUGUCAUAUAAGAGUUUUAUAAAGGAUUCAAUAAUUGUUCUGCCCACAUUAAAACUUUAUUCCUGGUUUUUUUUUUUAAGUUAAGUGUGAAUGUUUGAGAAAAUAAAAGUUAUGACGCAGCAAAUUAACUAAAACCAGGAAGAGGAGUUGUGACUGUGAAMUAAUAUAAACUCAGAGGAGUUAAUUCUUUAUAUUUAAGUGUUUAUUUAAUCUGCAGCUGUUCUGUUCUGAAGCUCCGGCUCAGAAUAUCAGACUUUUAUUUUGAAAGACUGCAGCUCUGGCCUCUGGAAAGCACAAAGGGGAGGUCCUUUUGGAUUAGGCCACGCCCCUCUGAACACAACUGGCUGGUUUUGGAGCAACUGAUUCUUUCAUCUGGAGUGAAUUUCUCUGGAGGACUUCCUGUGAAACGACACAACUUUACGUAAAAAAAAAACUUAUUACGGUAAAUAAACAAAYGAGAAGAAACGUCAAAUCAGAACUGUUUAUUUUGGCUAAAAGAUGAAAAUAAAAAUCUGAGUUGUAACAAAACUUAAACAGGUUGUUUUGGACAUUUUGAAGUGAGCGGUAAAGAAACAUGAGUAAAUAUCUUACCUGCAGCAGAUAACUCGAUGGACUGAGUUACCGUUUGGCUAAAACUUCCACAACAAAACAUUUCAAAAUGUCCAAAACGUGGUCGUGUGGAAAAAAAGYGUUCACACUUUUCAAACUGAAACAUUUAAUUUUGAUUUGCUGGGAACAAAUUUAAGCAAAUCUUCAUUUAAUUAAAAAAAAAAAAAAAGGUAAACGUGGAACAAACUGGUUCAUGUCUUCAGAAUCUGUAUAAACAUGUUGCUUCAUAUCUAUAAAUAAAUAUUUUUUU
This is a messenger RNA of Austrofundulus limnaeus, 1691 nucleotides long. It is a transcript of the gene marchf5, whose product is annotated as membrane-associated ring finger (C3HC4) 5. The record is from RefSeq and is a predicted model, not a curated record. Lineage: Eukaryota; Metazoa; Chordata; Actinopteri; Cyprinodontiformes; Rivulidae. Gene Ontology annotation, molecular function: zinc ion binding.